AAAUAUUCAUAAUAUUAUUUCAAAAAAAAUAAUAUGUUCAGUUUUCCCAUUAGAUACAACACGGUAAAUAUGAAGUUUCAUACGUUCGGAUUCAAUGUACAUUGAAGAAGUUGAACCAUAUUUUGUAAAUAUUUUCACUUAACUUUUUCACAUAUAGUACAGUAAAUAAACGUUGUAUAAACAUUUUGAAAUAAUAAUUUGAAUAUUUUGCAUUAUGCUUUACUUAGUUAUUAAUUACAAAUGGUAAAAUUUAUCAAAAGCAAAACUAUUAUUGUUUUCAUUUGUUGUGGUAUCUGAUCUCCGCCGUCAUAGUUUCAGGUUGACGUGAAAGACAAACAUUAGCGAAUGAAUUUUUCAUUCAGUAAUAAAUAGCAAAAUGCUAUAAAAAUGCUUUGAUACACAUUUCAUUACGUAUAAUUUGUAACUUUCGUGCCUAUAUUUUUGAGAUUACUUACUGAUCUGCGAGCGAGUGUAUUUUCCAGUUCAAAAUGAGUUUAGUGGGGAAAAAGUGUGAAUCAAUAUCGAUGUUGGAAACCAAUAAAGACGACGUAAUAGUCAGUGAAAUAACUCCUGAGGAUGUUUUGAGACUGGACAGGAUUACGGAUACUUAUAUGUGUAGUCCAGAAGCUAAUGUAUACGAUAUAGAUUUUACGAGAUUCAAGAUACGUGAUUUGGAGAGCGGAACUGUGUUGUUUGAGAUCGCCAAGCCUCCGACGGAUUUCGGAGUGGAUAGUGAGGGCACUGAAGAUGCCCCUGAAGAGCCCCUGGACCCGAACGCUGGAAGAUUCGUCCGCUACCAAUUCACGCCUCAAUUUUUGAAACUUAAGACUGUAGGAGCUACUGUGGAGUUUACAGUUGGAGCUCGUCCUGUGAACCAUUUCAGGAUGAUUGAGAAACACUUUUUCAGAGACACCCUACUGAAGACAUUUGAUUUUGAAUUUGGUUUCUGUAUACCAUUCUCUCGAAACACAUGUGAACACAUAUAUGAGUUCCCUACACUGCCUCCUGAUCUAGUUGACGAAAUGAUUGCCGCACCUUUUGAGACCUGUUCCGACAGUUUUUACUUCGUAGACAACCGUCUAGUGAUGCAUAACAAAGCGGAUUAUGCUUACAACGGAGGCAUCAACAACUAAUCACAUUUACACCCAAAUUGGCACCAUGCAUUGUUUUCGUGUUUCAAAUUUAAAUUUUAUAACACUGUUUGACACAAGAAAAUGUUUUUUCAAAGAUUUUAGUAGAUAUGUGUUUUUAAAAGUCUGUUGUUGAUAGAAUGUGUAACUAGAGGUGGGAAGGUGUGUUGUACACUUGUACACAACAACUAUUGAUCUCGUAGAAUUAUUUAUCUGUGUGGAAUGAAACUUAAUGUUAGAAUACACACUGUCAAUGUGUUGGCAAGGUACGGAGUGUUAAGAUUAAGUAGUAAACGGAUGUUUCAUCACAUAUUGUGUGGCAACUGGAGGGCUGAUUGCUGAAGACGGAUUAAAGGAAAUUGUGCUAUUUUUCUUUUUUGCAAGUGAAGAGUUGGCUGAUAGUCUAUUGGCAAUUACCAAAGAAACAUUUGAAACCACAAAGUAUAGUAUGCAUAGUCCAGAGCCGUAUUAUCCUUAAGGCAAACUAGGCAAGUAUCCAGGGUGCCUGGUUAUAGAGGGUCGCCAUGACACCGCAAGACGCGUGUACCCAUAGAGGCGCCAAAUUUACAGGCACCUACGAGGUGCUUGCCUAGCGCUCUCUAGGUUUAAUCCAGCUCUAACAUUGCCAUACAAUGAGGCUGUCUAAGCAAAUAUUUCUCUAGUCACCAUCAGUCCUCCAUGUGUUCACUAAUCUGUGUGUUUAGAAAAUGAAUGUUGCCCAUCACUUGUUAAUUGAAUAAUAUUUGUGAUCUUAUUGAUUGUGAUUUUUACACCUACUUUAUAAAUGUAAUUGACAUAAAUUUAAUGUGUACUGAAUUUUAAAAUAAGGGUGUGUUUUGUUUAAUUGAUUAUUUCGAACGUGCAACCCCUUGUCGAAGGCAAGUUUGGACAUAGUUUUGAUCUCGUUAUUUAAAUAUUUUUAGGUUUUAGUUUUAAUAUUGUUUUUAGUACCUAGUAAUGAACUUGUUUUCAGAAGUUUCAGACCGAUAUUUGUCUAAGCAGGUAGUUAUGGGAUUUAUGACAAACGGUGAACAGGGAAUGUACAGUGAAAGAAAAUGUUUUCGGACCAACGAGAUUUAAAGAGGUUUGCAAUUCGAUAAUGGUCAUAUGGGCUUGGAUCAUGUAUUACAGGGAUCUCCGACUACUUUCGAGCCCGACCAGAGCCCAAAACUGUGACAAUGACAUGUCAUGUCAAAGUCAAACAAGAGUUUGUAUGUUUUACAAUAGUUAUUGUACAAAAUUUACGAAGUCGGUUAAAAGUAUUCGUUUUAUCGAAUUUUGAGUAAUCUUGACAUUGUCUUUAACAUUCCAAAUUGAGAAUAUUGACUUUAUUAUUUGUAUGUGGUAAUACUUAAAUAAUUUUAUUUGCUAGUUGUGUUAAUUUUUAAUUAUUUGAUUACUUAGUUUUUUAAAUAUUUUUAGACAUAGUUUGUUAAAUAUUUUAACUUUAUUGACAAAGCUUUUAAGCUGUUGAAAACUGUGUUUGAAGUAAAGGAAAUUGAAAUUUAUGGUGAGGACUUAAAGAUUAGUAUUGUGUGAAAUUAUAUUCAAGGGGGUUAAUGAAUGAUUUUAACGGUUUAAGAAGAUAAUUUGGCACUUUCAAAUUUCAAUGUAAGAUUAUAAGUUUAAAAUUGAUAUAAUUACGAAUUUCAAUAACUAAUUUGAAAAUGUAUUUAACAUGUCAACCGCCGCAUAGUUCACCUGUGACCUACGUUAGCGGAAGAUUGGCUAUCAGCAGUUUUCUGUCGGCAGUCAAAGGCUUAAAAACAGUUUUGGAUAUUACGAAAGUACUUAUUUCCGUAAGUACCCACAAACCUAUUUCUUUUAUUUGAGACUCUUAUGUCGAGUACUCAAACGCUACUCAAUUUUAAGUCGCGCAGAAGUAUA
Molecule: messenger RNA, 3017 nt
Organism: Spodoptera litura
Lineage: Eukaryota; Metazoa; Arthropoda; Insecta; Lepidoptera; Noctuidae
Gene: unc-119
Product: unc-119 lipid binding chaperone
Biological process (GO): cilium assembly; nervous system development; lipoprotein transport
Cellular component (GO): cilium
Molecular function (GO): lipid binding
Source: RefSeq, a predicted model, not a curated record